CACUUUUUGAAGCUCCGUUAAAUUGGCUUGAUGAAAUUCUUAAAGAAGUCCUCUCUUUCUUACGUGAUUCAUCAAACACACAACCAUGGAAGAAACACCUUUAUACGGCAUUGACAAAGAAAUAAGAGCCAAGAUAGAUUCCAAGUAUUCUGUUGAACGAGAACAAGAAGCAAAACAAUGGAUCGAACAAUUGAUAGGCGAGCCAUUCCCUUCUCAUGAUUUUGCCGAGGAUUUAAAAGACGGUGUGAUUCUCUGCAAAGUCAUUGGUAAGUUAGUUCCCGGUCAAGGCAAAUUCAAACAAUCCAAAAUGCCUUUUAUUCAAAUGGAAAAUAUUGCUUCUUUUCUUAGAGGAGCAGAAGUAUUGGGUGUGCCUAAGCAUGAUCUUUUUCAAACAGUGGAUUUAUUUGAGAAGAAGAACAUGACUCAAGUCGUCGAUUCUAUAUUUGCUUUGUCUCGUUAUGGUUACAAAGCAGGCACAUCGACUAAUUAUCUUGGUCCCAAAUUAGCUGAUAAACAAAAAGCCAAUUAUUCAAGAGAUGCUGCUACUGCUAAUAGUGCUACAUUUAAUACAUAUCAAUAUGGUUAUACAGGUGGUGCUAAUCAGUCUGGUAUGAGCUUUGGACAGCGUCGUAAUAUUGUUGGAUCUGAUCCUUAUGCUCAAUACAAAUAAAUCUUAUGGUCUCCUUUAAUAGAAAGCGUGUGUUUCCUC
This is a messenger RNA of Gilbertella persicaria, 709 nucleotides long. Its product is annotated as calponin homology domain-containing protein. The transcript is spliced from 6 exons. The record is from RefSeq and is a predicted model, not a curated record. Gene Ontology annotation, biological process: actomyosin structure organization. Gene Ontology annotation, molecular function: actin binding. The coding region runs from base 86 to 670 and encodes 194 amino acids. NCBI's taxonomy places the organism in Eukaryota, Fungi, Mucoromycota, Mucoromycetes, Mucorales, Choanephoraceae.